AUGAACUGUGCCAUUAAGAAGAAAAGACGCGUUGGUAUUGUAGGAUAUGGACACAUAGGAAAAUAUUUAGUUGGGGAAAUAUUAAAGAGAGAUGAUCUUGAGCUCAGUUUUGUUUGGAACAGAACUUCUGAAGCUCUCCGGAACAAAAUAGAUGAUCGUUACAUUCUGGAAGAUUUAUCGUCCUUUGCAGAAAAGACUCCAGAUUUGAUUGUUGAGGUUGCACAUCCUUCAAUAACAGUAGAGUUUGGUGAAUCAUUCCUUGAUGUUGCUGAUUACAUGGUGGGUUCUCCAACUGCUCUGGCAAACUCAGAUGUUGAAAACCGUCUGAGGUGGAAGGCUUCUAGUGGUAGCCAUGGAAUUUAUAUACCCAGUGGCGCUCUUUGGGGUGGUGCUGAUAUCAAGAAAAUGGCAGAUAUAGGGACUCUAAAGGGACUGAAAGUAACAAUGAAAAAGCACCCAUCUUGUUUUAAAUUGAAUGAACCUCUUAAGUCAAGGAAUGAGCAAGUGAACACAGAACCUGUUGUACUGUAUGAUGGCCCUGUUCGGGAACUUUGUCCUUUAGCCCCAAACAAUGUGAACACAAUGGCAGCAGCAGCACUGGCAGCCCACAAUCUGGGAUUUGAUAAGACACAAGGAUGUAUUGUGGCUGAUCCAAGUCUAAAUGCUCAUAUUGUGCAAGUUGAUGUCUUUGGACCCGGUGAUGAACAAAACCAGUUCACAGUCAAGACUGUGCGCCAUAAUCCAGCAGGAUCUGGAGCCAUCACUGGCAAUGCAACAUAUGCAUCAUUUCUUUGUAGUAUGCUGGGAGCCCACAGUCAGGGACCUGGACUUCAUCUUUGUUGAAUUAGCUUUCAAAAAAUUUGUAUUUUUAAGAAUUUUUCUUUUUUGAAAAAAUGGAUCCCAAAUAAAAACACCUUUUGGUAUGUACACAUA
Pocillopora damicornis (cauliflower coral) is the source of this 933-nucleotide messenger RNA. RefSeq names its product aspartate dehydrogenase domain-containing protein. The record is from RefSeq and is a predicted model, not a curated record. NCBI's taxonomy places the organism in Eukaryota, Metazoa, Cnidaria, Anthozoa, Scleractinia, Pocilloporidae. Gene Ontology annotation, biological process: NAD+ biosynthetic process. Gene Ontology annotation, molecular function: NADP binding; L-aspartate dehydrogenase [NAD(P)+] activity.